Molecule: messenger RNA, 834 nt
Organism: Rotaria sordida
Lineage: Eukaryota; Metazoa; Rotifera; Eurotatoria; Philodinida; Philodinidae
Source: the annotation of a GenBank genome assembly
AUGAAUUUCUUUUCAUUUUUAGAUUCAAGUCCUCAAGUACAAGAUUCUAAACGACAUGAUAUUAAUGUGAGAACUCAACUUGCAGGACAUUUAACAGGUAUUCGCCAUGCUGGAUUACAAAAAAUAUGUGCAGCAUUAAAUUUACCAUCAUCAUUAGAAGAAGGACGUCAUAACAAACGUGAUAAAGAAUUAUUACAAGUAGUGCAAAAAUUUGCCAAUGAAUCUACGUCAACAGCCAUACAAGAAGCUAUUGAUGUUCCCAAAAGUACUGACAUCACCGUUAGUGGUGAUGGAACAUGGCAAACAAGAGGUUUUUCUAGUAAGCAUGGUGCUGCCGACUUGAUAUCUACAUGUGAUUCUCCGAAAGUCGUUGACAUUGAGACAUGUUCAAAAACAUGUAAUGUUUGUUUAGGUGCCGAAAGCUUAUUACAAUUAGGAACACUAGAAGCUCGAGCAAAAUAUAAUCAAAUAAUAAUUAAUCACGAUUGUGGAAAAAAUUUUGAUCAACCUUCUGGCAAUAUGGAAGCAUCGUCCAUCUUAAAAAUGUUUCGAAGGUCUGAAAAAAAAUAUGGUGUUCGCUAUAAAGGUUUUAUAUAUUUAGGAAUUGAAAUACAGAAAAUUGAAGACAUCAAUCACUUUGGAAAACGUCUAAAACGUGCUCUUGAAGUAAUUAAACAAAAAUGUGGUAAAGAGAAGUUAUCAGACGGAAAAAUAAUAGGUGGGAAAGGACGUCUUACAGAUCAAAUGAUAACUCCUUUUCAAAUAUAUUUUUGUGAAGCAAUUCGGAAGAAUAAAAAUGAUCUUGAUAAAUUAUAUAAAAGUGCUCAAGUAUGA